AUGAUGAUGAAGGGUUCCAAGAUGGUGGUGAACAUCAUAGUGGUGAUGAUCUUCAUUCUAGCCACUAUGAAUCCUGCUCAAAUUAGGGUUGAAGCUCGGAUACUCGCGGAGAAUUACUCGAAGGAGAAAGAAGAGAAUGGAGGUAAAAUGGAAGCGUUUGAUAAACCGAAGAGUAGUAGUAGUAGCAGCAGCAGCAGUAGCGGUGAAGGAGAGAUGAAGAUCUUACCAAUUCCACCAUUUCCACAGUUUCCUCCAAUAACACCAUUCCAAUUCCCACCUCCAUUUGACCUUCCUCCUCUUCCUAACUUCCCACCUUUCCCUAACCUUCCUCCAUUUCCUAAUUUUCCUUUGCCUCCUUUUCCUUUCACCCCUCCUUCUCCUUAA
Messenger RNA from Mercurialis annua (annual mercury), 384 nucleotides. RefSeq names its product U1 small nuclear ribonucleoprotein C-like. The transcript has a single exon. Bases 1 to 384 code for a protein of 127 amino acids. Lineage: Eukaryota; Viridiplantae; Streptophyta; Magnoliopsida; Malpighiales; Euphorbiaceae. The record is from RefSeq and is a predicted model, not a curated record.